CGGCAGUGACAGAAUAUAUGACUAGUUUACGUGAAAGCAACUACGAAAUGUUAUCACGCAUCAUAAAUAUAGUACGAAAUAAUCUAAUGAAAUUAUGAAACUCGCCUGGGUUACUCUUGCCUUUAAGUAAUGAAGUAGGCAGUAGUUUGAAUCUGGAUUAUGUACGAGGUACUGUUGAUUAAAUUUUUCGAUUAACACAGCGUUGUAGACUGAAUUUGUAUGAGUCCAGAAUUAAUGUAAGCCGAAUACAUAACAUUACCUGACGAACAGUCUAAACGAGAUCUAAGAUCGCAGGAAAUUUAUAGUUCAAACUCACCGUGAAUUUCUAGCAUUCGUAUCCUCUGUUUGGCCAUGGAACUCAGCAAUUGGAAAUUAGGCAGGCAGUGGUAAAAAAAAAGCAGAACAUUCUAGUGGAUAGUGGUUAAGCAGAAACAUGAAUUUAUAGUCGAUAGUUAAUCUUGUCUUAUUUAUACCAGUGGAUAAGUUACAAAGAGAUAUGCGUUCGUGUUGCCUUGUGGCUAUACUCACGAGUGGUUUAUAUUUUAACAGACAUAUUACACAGGAGCAUUUACAUGCUGCUAAUGCUUGUUAAAGAACCACGAUAGCCGAUUAUAAUCGUAGUUGAUUGGUUAGUUCUGUCGAUUGAACUAAGUAUUUAAGUUUAAAUACUAAUCAACAUUGACAUGAAGCAACGAAAGUUCACAGUGAUAGAUUAACAUAGGCGAUGAUAAAAAUGAAAAAAAAUAAGUAUAGAAUACAAUAAUAAAGAUAGGUUGCGUUACUCGAAGUCUUGCUCACCAGUGUUGAUCACCAACGUAGAUGAUCUAUGUCGAAAUGAUUGGAGGCCUACUCGAGUUAGACGUGAAUGGUGUGAUAAAGUAGCUAACGUCGAAGUCACACCUCGUGGUCAGCACCUUACGUGGACUACCCCAUUGACGUAUCAAGGUACCAUAGAUGCUUUGAAGACUGUACAACACAGAGGACGUUAUUACAGAAAUAUAUUAGUUAAGGUAGAUACAAGCGAAAGUAAGACCACUGCCGCAUGGGCCAGUCCAUGGCAUAUGAUUAACCAAUGCGCGUUUGUUGUACAUGACCUUGGCAGGGAGCGACGAUCUGUUCGACAUUCAGUGAUCCAACUGCCAGAUGAUUUGGCUAGGGCUCAGUGACAUUUCACUGGCCCUACAAAUACAUCAUUAUACGCAUUUUUGACCUUGAGGUUCAGGUUCGAAGGCUUGACUUCGUUUUUCAGUGAUUGAAUUACUGGAUAUAGCAUUAACUCAGUAUCCAUAUAAUGGACAGUUUAAAUACAAGAAGUCUUGAUGACUAUCGUGUGAAUGCUUGUGAUGCCAUCCAAUUCAAACUAGUUAGGGACAAGGAAACUGUCGAUUCAGUAGAUACAUUCAAUCCUGAGUUCACUCACCAAAUAUUUGGUGAAAGUGAACAGAUAUUCGGAUAUCGUGAUCUCAAAGUUGGCAUAUUUUACACAGCAGACUCUCUAUCAACAUGUAUAGAUAUUUCUUAUACAUCAAAAGUUGAUCCUCAACUAUCCAAAGGUGUUAUGCCUGACGAUAUCAUGCACAUAUUAUCUGAUGUUUAUCCAUAUAACAUCAGUAAGAACCUGAAUGAUUUUUUGAAAAACUUCGAUGAAAAGUUUACUUUCACUCCAUACGGAGUUAACAGAUAUAGUUAUCAAAUUAUGAAAGAUAAAUGUCCAAAAAAGUUUUCUGUUUUUUUUAUCGAGCAUGGUAUGCCUGGAUUUGAGAAAUUCCUUGAAUAUCAUAAACGGAUGGAAUCUUUCCUUCUUUUCUUCAUAGAUGGUGCAUCUGCUAUAUCUACGGAAGAUAUUCAGUGGUGUUAUUAUGUGAUUUAUGAAAAUAUUGGUCAAACAGAUGACGGAAAAAUCAAAUACGGAUUUAUUGGUUACAUGACAGUUUAUAAGUUUUAUGCUUAUCCCAAAAACCUUCGACCACGUGUUAGCCAAGUUCUGAUCCUUCCGCCUUUUAGAAACAAUGGCCAUGCUACACAACUUUUACAAACUUUUUAUCGUGAUUUUGUACCAAUGUCGAAUGUCAUUGAUAUAGCAGUUGAAGACCCAUCACCUGAAUUUCAGCGUAUUAGGGAUUUAUUGGACUGCAAACGGUGCUUGGAAACCCCAGAAGUAAUGCAAACUAUAACACAGUCUAAUUGUGUGAACGGACAAAUUAUUAGUGAGAAGUCUUCUGCAAUACGCUUCCGAGAAAUUUCAAGGACAAAGUUAAAACUAAAUCGUUGUCAAAGUCGACGAGUGUAUGAAAUUCUUCGAUUGUUUUUGUUGCCUCGUACAGAUGAAUAUGUAAAAUCUUUUUCUGACGCAUUAACUAAGCGUGCCACUGCAUACUUUCAGCGGGUUCGACCAGAUGCUAUGCGAGGGUCUUCUUUGGUACCUAAAACAAGUGGUCCUUCUUCUUAUAAUCCAUUGAAAAAGGCAUUUGAUGAAGCUGCAGACGAAUAUUUUGAAAGUCAACUGCAUGAAGAAGUUUCUACCUUGUUGAAAAACUACCAAGACAUUGUAUAUAAACUUGAUCGUUUCAUUUCUUCACUUAAAAAACAGUCGUAAUUAGUGUUGUGUAAGAUGUUCCCUUGUGUUGUUUUUCCUCCUGAAAAGAGUAUUGUACCAAGAUUUUUACUCAGUAAAAAUUGUAUUUUGUUGAGCAUGUUCCAAUUUAGAAUCGUUACGAUGAUGAGCCUCGCAUGUUUAUGUACGAUAACCAUAAAGUUAUUGGAUAACUUCGUUAGGAGCUGUAAUCGUCAUGAUUUCGUAUGCUCAAAGUUAAAAUAGGCUGAGGGAAUCUUUUAACUUUUUUUUGAGAUUUUGAGAUUUAACUUCGAGCCUUAUAGUAAUUAAAAAUUUACGAGUAGAUGAUCUGUGGCAUUAUGUAUAUGAAAACUGUGUAUACGUGACUACUGAUAUUUUAUAUAUAUGCACGUGGCUUUCUAUUGUUUAACUUAUUGGUUUCAAAAUUGUCAAUGGUAAAACGAUCAUAUCUGCUUCGAUUACUCUGUGUACUGCGUUUCUUAACUUCAUCACUUUACUAUAUUCCAGUCAUAUUCAAGAAGAUAGACAUUCCAACUACUGUAGUUUAACUAAGUUACAUUGAUAUAUUAAUCUACUAUAAAGGCCAUUUAAUAACUGUUAUUCACCAGUCAUAGUUGCAUUCUUUAUGUUUCCAAUGUAACUGGUCUAUCAACUAUGUGACUAAGUCACUAUAGUUAAGAUAUUUGUCAAUGCGGGAGUCUGCUUUUGAAUAAUCAACUCAUACAGUUGAGGCCCUUUCGAAACCACCUCCUCACAUUUUGUUUUCAUUAGGAAUGAAAUUAUAGGACUAAUUAAUCAGAACAGAUGACGUAUUGGAAGUCGACAAAUCCUCUUUUCUCAAUGCAUUUAACCAUUAUUUUCAGUUUACAUCUACUUGCCAAAUACUUACAUUGAAAUAAAAGAGAAGUGUACAUGUUUAUAUUUCUGACGAUGUUUCAGAGAAUUUGGAACUAAAAGUUCACACAACGCUAAAGAGCCCAAUCAGCCUAUAUUUAACCGAUAGGAAUAUUAUUUAUAUUCUUUAGUCCUUCAAAAUAACUAAACAAAAGACUCAAUUCUUCAAAUAUAUAAGUACUACGUAAUUUAUCUUAUGGACCUUCUGAUUCUAUAUAACAUUUACCCCACCCUCCUUAUACUUUCUAUGUCUUCAAAUGACCUUACACAUGUUUAUAUAUAUACGGUACUGAUAAUCUUGGUCAUUUCAAUUUUGCCGUCGCCGCUGUUUAUUGCUUAAUAUUGUUUUAUUUCUGCAUGAAUACGCAGUAGUAAGUAACCGAUAAGAGACCAUGAACUAAAAAUGAGCUUCUCUUAUUCCGAAUCAGUUGUUGUCCUUGAUUUAUUUAAAUACAUAGAGCUAACUGAUUGUACUGUAUAUGAAAUGGUUAUUAUUAUUCGCCACUCAUGAUUACCACGACUUUGUAAAUGUAUCUCCACAGCAAUCCCAAUCAAAUUUAAGUCCUAAAACAUCAUUUUACAAUAUUUCAUUCUCACUUAAGAAGUAUUUUUGCGCUUUAUUGGACAAAAAGAUAGUUAAGUAUGUUUGGUAUCCUACAGCAUGGCAUCUUUGAGAUGGUUUGCGUUGUUUGAUGUAUAUAAUAUUUUGAAAGCUACCGCUUACUACUUAUGAGUAGUAAGUGUUUUUAUUCAUAAAUUUGAGAUUUUCCAUAGAAUGGUUUUCAAGAAUACUCACUUUAUAGUUAAUGUUACCUUUCACUUGAAUAGGAAGAAAAUCUUUCAAGUUUACGGUUAUUAUUAAAUCUACUCCACCUAUCCAUAAAUUAGCGUCGUUUCGUAUAUACACAUAUUUUUACUGGCAAAUUUAUUUUCGUACUAUUUUCCAUUGCUACUGAUAUUUUAUUUAGUCCUUUUGUUGUUUUGAGUUGUGGAACUAACACUUAAAUAUUGAAUUUCCAAUUAUAUUUGUGAAUCGACAUGUGUUUAACUGCUUUAACUCUUCAAGGUUUAGUCAUUUUUUACUCUGCGAAUUGACUGUGAAGAGAUCCCACUUUGGCUAUGUUCUUUAUUUUGAGUAAACUUGGUUGUUAGUCAGAUUCUAUUGCUUUUUCCUAAAAUCCUGAACGCUUGUUUUACGUCUACUGGAUUUUCCAAUUUGAAACUAUCUAGAUUAGUUGGUUGUUGGGCAACAACCAAUUUCAUGUUUGCCUAGUUUUGGGUGAUGAUGGAAUUCUGUCGAUCAAGCUGCACUAUUAUAAUUAAUCUAUGUUACUUGACAUCAUGUGAUGUGUUAUGAAGCUAGGUGGUCGAAAGUAGUUGGUGCUCGCUGGCAAGAUAUACCUGAAAUUUCGAGGGAGCUGACUCUCCUUUGUGAAUUCGAAUAAGGGUCACUCAAUUUACAGUCUGAGAUGUCACCUCCAGUUCUCUGAAGAUUGAGGGUACACCUUGUUGAUAAGUAUUAACUAGCAAAACAC
Molecule: messenger RNA, 5004 nt
Organism: Schistosoma haematobium
Lineage: Eukaryota; Metazoa; Platyhelminthes; Trematoda; Strigeidida; Schistosomatidae
Product: histone acetyltransferase 1
Exons: 10
Coding region: 1292-2596 (434 amino acids)
Biological process (GO): subtelomeric heterochromatin formation
Cellular component (GO): nucleus
Molecular function (GO): histone binding; histone H4 acetyltransferase activity
Source: RefSeq, a predicted model, not a curated record